AUGACAAGGGUGUGUGGCCAGCUGAACAUCAGUUUUGCGGCCGCUGAAAUGCCGGUGCACGCCAAAAAGUCUUUCUUCCUCCGGGACCGGGACGGUGGCGGCGGUCCCAUCCGACGCGGCGCGCAUCGUUGGCACGCCGCCGGAGACGGACAGCCGCGACAGCUCCACAACCCGUCGGCUGCGCCGCCUUCAGCAAUGCAUUCCGCCGCCUUCUCCACCACCGCCGCCUUUGCCGCCGCCGCCGUCUCUAGGCUCCUGUCGCGCUGCCGCUCCCUCGCCGCCGUCAAGCAGCUCCAUGCCCACUUCCUCGCACGUUCAAACCGCCCAUUUCCCUACAACCAUUUCCUCUCCAAGCUCCUCUCCCUCUCCUCCUCCGCCGCCGCCGCCGACUAUGUCCUCCUCCUCCUCUCCUCCCACCCGGCCCCCACCGCCUUCUCCUACAAUGUCGCGCUCCGCUUCUUCGCCUCGUCGCGCCCGGACACCUCCCUUCGCCUCUUCCUCAGCAUGCUCCGCACCGAACUCCGACCCGACGCCUACACCCUCCCUUUCCUCCUCCUCGCCGCAGCUCGCUGCCCGGCCCCAGCCCUCGCCCGCUCCGCCCACGCUUUCCUCGAGAAGCUCGGUCUCAGGGACCACGACCACACCGUCCACUCCCUCAUCACUAUGUACUCCUGCCUCGGUGACCACCUCACCGCUCGCAGGGUGUUCGACGGAAUUCCCUACCGGGAUGUCGUCUCUUGGAACUCUAUAAUGAAAGCGUACGAGCGGGCAGGGAUGGUGGCCGAGGUUGAAGGGAUGUUCCGGUCGAUGGUCACUGAGGGCGCAGUGGCGCCAAAUGGGGUGACUCUGGCAGUUGUGCUCACAGCUUGCAGGGAUGCUGGCAAUUUGGUGCUUGGGAAGUGGGUGGAGGAGUGGGUGAGGUCUGCCGGGAUGGAGGUGGACUCGCUCAUUGGGUCGGCGCUUGUGGGGAUGUAUGAGAAGUGUGGAGAGAUAGAAGAUGCACGGCGUGUGUUUGAUGGCAUCAGCAACAAGGAUGUCGUGGCAUGGAAUGCCAUGAUCACCGGGCAAGUAUAUGAAGACACACUUCUGUAUGCGCAAAAUGGCAUGUCAAAUGAAGCAAUAGCCUUGUUUCACAGCAUGAGGGAAGCUGGGCUGCGUCCAGACAAGAUAACCUUGGUCGGUGUCCUCUCAUCCUGCGCUGCAGUUGGUGCACUGGAGCUUGGAGUUGAAUUGGAUAGGUAUGCCUUACACAGAGGCCUCUACAGCAAUGUCUAUGUGGGAACAGCCUUAGUGGACAUGUAUGCUAAGUGUGGAGAUCUUGAGAAAGCUACACAUGUUUUUGGGAAGAUGCCAUUAAAAAAUGAAGCCUCAUGGAAUGCAUUAAUCUGUGGGCUUGCCUUCAACGGUCGAGGCUAUGAUGCCAUUCAGCAGUUUGAACUAAUGAGAAAUGAGAAAGGACUCCAGCCAGAUGAUAUCACAUUCAUAGGAGUGCUUUCUGCUUGUGUACAUGCUGGGCUACUUGAGUAUGGCCGCCGGUUGUUCAAUUCCCUAACACCUGUGUUUAACGUCAUUCCUAAAAUUGAGCACUACUCCUGCAUUGUUGAUUUGUUGGCACGUGCUGGUCAUUUAGAAGAAGCAUGGGAUUUUAUUGAGAAAAUGCAUGGCAAGGUAGAUGCUGUCAUGUUAGGCGCUUUGCUUGCUGCUUGUUGGAAAUGCAAGAAUGCUGAGGUUGGUGAGAAGGUCAUCAACAGGAUUAUGAAGUUGGAGCCAACAAACUCAUGGAACUAUGUGGUAUCAUCCAAGAUUUAUGCAACCUCAGAUAAAAUGGAUGAAUCUGCAAGAAUGAUAGGGCUAAUGAGGGAGAGGGGUGUUAGCAAGACUCCAGGGUGCAGCUGGGUUGAGGUUCAUGGUAAAGUCCUUGAAUUCUAUGCAAGCACUGAACCACAGCAUGGUGCAGAAGAUAUGUAUCAACUCAUGGGCAUACUGGUAAAUGAGAUGAAACUAGAGGGAUAUGUUCCGAACCUCGAUCUCGUGUAG
Miscanthus lutarioriparius is the source of this 2037-nucleotide messenger RNA. The record is from the annotation of a GenBank genome assembly. NCBI's taxonomy places the organism in Eukaryota, Viridiplantae, Streptophyta, Magnoliopsida, Poales, Poaceae.